Messenger RNA from Nothobranchius furzeri (turquoise killifish), 6003 nucleotides. It is a transcript of the gene tmem275a, whose product is annotated as transmembrane protein 275a. The record is from RefSeq and is a predicted model, not a curated record. Lineage: Eukaryota; Metazoa; Chordata; Actinopteri; Cyprinodontiformes; Nothobranchiidae.
UGCGUGAAAAGCAUGGAGGGAAAGAUGACCGUGGCCUGACCACAAACAUAUCGUGCUGUGAAGCUGACUAAUGUUGAGUUGUGUUGGUAAGUCUAACCAACAGAAAUGGUGGCUCGAUGACAGGCUACAAAUCACAAUGUCUUCCUGCACAAUCAUGCAUUCAUCGUGUCAACUUCUGAAUUGGCACACAAAGACCAAAGCAUUAACAUUCAUGUGAAGGUUUGCAAGUUGUAGGAUUUCACCCCAAAAAUUAUCAAAAGAAACACAAAGAUUGUGAGGAAAAACAGACAAGCAAAGGAUAAAAAAUAUAUUCUAUUGUAGAUCAACAGAAUCUGAAAGCCAUUGUAGCUCCUGUGCUAUUAAGCAGAGGGUAAUUAACUACUGGACCAGAUCUAGGUUAAAAUGGAAACGCCAUAGUCCACAACAGAUAAAUAAACAAAGACAAACAAUAAACUAAUAAAUGCCAUUUCAUUUAUUUGAAGUACUUUAGAAUUAUCCUUCGUAAUUCAAACUUUUACCCUUUGGGUUAAAGAUCUAAUAAAGGUUUAAUUCUUAAUUCCUAAUCUAAACUUCCCAUUUUAUGUAUGGCUGGUCAUCUAAUUACUUUGAAUUGGACUCAUUUAUGUUUAAGUUUGAAUGAAGUUUGUACAAUUCCUUUCUUUCAGUUUAUACAAUUCUCUCAAUUUAAUUUCAAAAAGAUUUUUGUCACUUUAAAAUCAAAGUUUAGGGACCACCCUUUAAAAGUACAAAAAAGAUAUAUAUGUUCACAUGGACUAGGGUUUGGGAUUGUGUCGUCAACACUGACGCGGCCACCCCAUUGGCUGCCUCCGAGUCCUUACUUGUUACUCCAGACAAUGGCGCGUUCAGUCUUGUUCUUGCGGCUUAAUUUGAACUAUGAAUCAUUUUUACACAACCAUGGUAAAUCGUUGCUGUGUUAUGGGGUGCAACAUGUGAUCGCCAGAGAAGAAGCUGGAAAAUGGGAUAACAUUUCACCUUUUUCCAUCUUGGAGGCACGAGCACAGAAACCAAGUAUCUAGCAUUACAAAGUCUCGUCGGAUUGUUUGGAUCGCAGCUGUAAGGCGAUCAAACAUAACCUUCCAGAGUAUGUUCUUUCUGGUAAGUUACAGAUGUACGUUUUUUUUAAUAUGUUGUUUCUUUCCUUUAACUGCAACAUGCACAAACAACACACACAUAUGCAACACUCACACACUCACCGGUAGGCUAAUGAGGGCACUGACACACAACACAACUUCUGCUACACUUCUAUGGGAAGACACUUUCGAUUGUUGUACUAAAAAAAUAGCAAAUCAAACAUUUACCUCUCUUCCAGAUGUUUACAUCUGCUCACACCACAAACACGGUGCACCAGUCUUGGGUCUUUCAUAAAGAUCCAAACUGUUAAUAAUGCUGAUUUUGUCCAUAUACCGGUCCCCGGCUUCUCUAUUUAACGUAUCCCUGCUUAUUACGCAUAAUGUUUUGGAUUUUAACAUGUUUAACACUUCCUUUCUCCCAAAUCUGCUACUUCUCUGCAACGUACUGUUUGUUUUCACGGUUUGUUUACACGUUGAUGGCAAGGCCAUCAACAUGUCUGCACACAUCCCAGAAUGCAACACAUCAGGUGUGAUCUUGAGCCUGAUUACCAUCAACAUAUAAAAAUAUGGACAUACUGUAGCCAAGGCUUAAUUUGAGCCGGAUCUUGCCGGAACAAGAUCCGGAUACUGUCUUAUUUUGAAAGGACCAUUCCAGAAACUGUCUACUAGGUUCCGGCAACUCAUGUGACCAACUUGUGCUAUACGCAGGGUCCGAAUUACAGGUGAGCUAAAGGGAGCUCCUGGAAGCCCUCAGCUUACACACCCAGGGGGAGCCCCCCAAAAGAUCCUGGUUCUACUUAUAUGAACUAAUUAUUUGGACUCUCCGGGGAUUAUUUUGAGCUGAGAAGCGCAGAGCGUUCCGGGAUCCUGCCUCAAGUAGAGGAGUUUAAGUAUCUCAGGGUCUUGUUUACGAGUGAGGGAAAAAUGGAGCGUGAGAUCGACAGGUGGAUUGGUGCUGCGGGCGUUGUACCGGUCUGUCUUGGUGAAGAGGGAACUGAGCCGGAAGGUGAAGCCCUCGAUUUACCGAUAGAUCUAAGUUCCAUCCCUCUUUUAUAUUUACGAGAUUUGGGUAGUGACCGAAAGAAUGAGACCGCCCAUACAAGCAGCCAAAAUGAGUUUUCUCUGCAGGGUGGAGAUAGGGUGAGAAGCUCAGUUAUCCAUGAGGGGCUAGACGUGCUGCUCCUUCACGUCGAGAGGAGCCAGCUGAGGUGGCUCGGACAUCUGGUCAGGAUGCCUCAACGCCUUCCUGGUGAGGUUUUGAUAAAUGAUAAUGAUAAAUGACCCGCACUUGUAUAGCGCCUCUCAGAGUAAGAACUCCAAAGCGCUUUACACUACAGUGUAUCAUUCAUCCAUUCACACACACAUUCAUACACUGGUGGGGAUGAGCUACGAUGUAGCCACAGCUGCACAGCUUUCCGGGCACGUCAAACUUGUAGACCCAAGGGAAGACCCAGGACACGAGGGACUAUGUCUCUCAGAUGGAUAAAGAAUGCUUUGGGAUUCUCCAGGAAGAGCUGGCCCAAGUAAGGAAAAGGGAUGAGCCUCCUUGCUUAGGCUACUGCCCCAUGUGACCCGACCCCAGAUAAGCGGCUGAAAAUGGAUGAAUGGAUGGAUGGAUGGUGAUUAGAUUUCAAAUUUACGUGUGAACCAAUGGUUUUGUAUUGGGACAUUCAUCUUUACUCAGACACGCUUUUCUUUAUCUGUUUUUUUUUUUUUUAUGAAGUUGGACCAACCUAACCCCAACACUGACCACAACGUUUAGCAAUGAGUUUAUGGGAAUUUUUAACCAUUCCUCCACAAGUCAGGCACCAAAGUGGAAGGUCUCUGCUCUAAUUCUUUCCAGUUUACAACAGUUUACAACACCUGAUUCUACUGAUUUGAAAGAGUGUCCCAAUACUUUUGGCAAUACAAUGAAAUUGUUUUUUUAAAGCCUUAUAAAAAUACUACUGUAAAAGUAAAUCUGGAUCAUUGGAGCAAAAAGAAAAAUAUGUAAUAGAAUCUGUAACUGCAGAAAACGUUAGAAAUACAGGUUAUGGAAUGCAAAAUACAUAUAUAACAACAUGAAUACUUGACCUGUUGUUUGCAUUCUUUUUCUGAAUCUUACUGUUAACUGUUUUGUAAAGCACUUUGAUUUGUUACAGUUCUUUUUAAUUUACAAAAAACCUGAUUUGACUUAAAAAUUACGAUGUGCCAAUGAUAAAACGAACCAUGACAAAAAAUAUAUAUAUAAAAUCUGGUGAAAUACAGGUUAAAAAAGUGAAGUCAGUCGCAAUAAACCAAACGACAAGCUGAUUAUAAAGUUUUACAAUAGAGUUUGCGGUGAUUGGCAGUUUGUUGCCCUGACAUCAAAGGUCUGAUGAUAGACAGCCGUGAAUGACCUGAAUCCAGAAGAGCAGCAUCACCAGCAACGCAUCAGCUAAAUAUAAGAUGCUGAGAAAACCAGGGAGCAACCGUUUUCAUCUUCUUCAUACCCCGCCCCUUACAUACACACGCACACAACACACGCGCGCGCACAACGAGCUGCUCCCCAGACGCACGGUGAUGGAUGGAUCGGUGACGCGUAAGGAGCGUCACAUCCAGCGGCUCCACAGAUGAGGAAAAAGGCUCUGCGCGGCUCAUCAGGUCGUAAUUAAAGAACCAUGAAGCUCACGCCGCGACUGUCGGAGGGUGUGGAUGGUUUUCUCUCCAUCUCCGCGGCAGGGGUGACCUGCCAGGUACGUCUCGCCAGGUCCACAUUAGGAGCAGCAUCUGCUGAGCGUCAGCUGAAAGGAACCGUCGUCUCACCUAAGUGAUCUUCUCUUAAUUCCUGGAUUUUUUUUGCGUCCCACAGAAAGUCGGAUCGUCGUAACCUUGUUUUAUCCUGACUGAUAUGACUUCUGCCCUCAGAUUAUUUUUUUAAAAAGCUUCAAAGGGGAAGCAAAAUCUUCGUUUGGUGUUUACUUACGCUGCCAGCAAUUACAUGCGACAUAUAGACCUAGUUACCGAGAAAAUCUACCGAGUGAACAAUGGAAAAGCUUUCAUCAUCAUGUCAACAUAAAGGAUAGAAGAUGAAAGCGAGAGGGUCUGAAGGUGAUGACAUAGUCAUCACUGAUAGGAACAACGGCAUCCCUGCUCCUAUAAAGGAGCCCCAGAAGAAGAAGAAGAAGAAGUCCCGUCCUCACGGUCUCCCGUCUCCAGCUCUUUGCUGUGCCUGUGGCCUAUGCAUCAUGCUGGCAGGACUCAACAUCACCCUGGUGGGAGCGUUCGCCUUCAGCACAUUGGUGCCUUCUGCCAACCCCCCGAUCAUCAUUGGACCUGCCCUGCUGCUGGUGGCCUUCUCUUUUUUUGGAGCCUGCUGCGUGUGCAGCCGCCUCCCUCCUCCCCACAGCUCACGGGGAUCCAAGGCGAGCGGCAGGGGCACGGGGCUGAUGGGACACGGCGGACUGGCCGGCGGGGCAGCUUUUGAAAUAGAGACCAGCGAGCACACCCUGCAGGACACCACAGCCGUGCAACUGAGCCCAACAUCUUCCCCUGGAUCGUCAAGGGCCCCCAGCCCAGAAGUGGAGGAUCCUGGUGCAACCCUGCCUUGCGAGCUAUUCACCAUGGAGACCAACGGUCCUAGCGGUGCUCCAGGCACCGCGGUGUAUUCGGUUUCUGAAGCAGCAGACGGGGAGGUGAGGCUCAACCUCCCACGUGAGGAAGUGGCCACCUAGACCAGAACCUGAGUUCUGUGUACAUAUGCUUCUCCCGAGUCUAGGGGUUGCAGGCAUUGAUUGUGUCCUUUUGUUUACGUAGUGCCACAUGCAGAUGUUAGCAUGCAAACCUAACCAAGCAUCAGAGUAUUUGGGGAUUCUUAGAUAAAGGAAUUUAAAUUCCUACCUCCCUUACAGGUCUGUCAUAAAUGAGGGGCAUUAUAAACACCUUUGUGGAAGGAAUUUAUUUUCUGCUGCUGCUGCAGCGAUCACGUCAGUCGAUGGACUUUUCAGAUGGUUUGAGUGAAAAUUUUUGAUCAUUCAUUCAUUCAUUCUGAAAUGAUUACAUUUGAAAGGUCAGCAACUGAUCUUGAUUUUGUGAGCCGUGCUGAGUAAUGAAUUUUUUUAGGGUCGUGAAAGUCCACCGGCCACAUGGUCCCAAAGCAAUGUCCUCUCACUGCCGGUUAGCAUCUCGGCACAUAACUACAGCCAUUAGAUUUAGCAUUUUGUGAAAAUGUGCGCAAUUUUGACUCUUAGAUGCAUUCUUAUCGUGGUUUGAUGUAGUUUUUGUCACCAUGCCAACAGUAACACUAUGAAAACUGUGAUUCACUAUGUGUCUGAUAAGAUUCUGUUGAACUUUCCUGGUAUUUACGUCACUGGAAAGCCAAGUUUUACGGAGUUCCCUAUCACUGUGAUGUCUUCUUGUGAGCCAUAAGCCUGAGCGGUCGCAGGAGACAUUAAAACCCUGAUCUCCUUCGAAAGGAAAGUUGCCUUAGACUGAAACUUCAGGAUUAAUCUAAUGAGGGCUAAACUAAAGUGCACAACAGCAGUUUUCUUCAGUAAGCCUCUCUUUUACUCUGAAUUUGACGGAAAGAGUUGACUUUUGUUUUGUAAUUAUUAUAAAUUGCAUGCAAAAUGAUCUAAGUGUUCCGUGUAAAUGUAAAUCUAAGAGGAGCAGCAGCAGACAGACAGAGCCACUCUUUUAUCCUCAAAGCAGGCAGUUUUUUUUUACUAGCUUCACGCUAAACACCGAAGCUAAGAUCAGUUCUGCAUGUUUUGGAAAUAAUAAAAAAAAAAACGGAGAAGCACACACAACCUGUUGUGGAAUGCUGGUAUUGUCUGUGUUUUUGUUUGUGUGAGACAUAAAAAACAAGUAAAGGAUGACAUAUUUUUGUGAGGAAGUAAUCGACCCAAAUGUGAAUCCUUUAACGCGUGUGAAUAAAAAUGAUCUUUGGGUAAAA